Diceros bicornis minor is the source of this 5640-nucleotide messenger RNA. It is a transcript of the gene RIC3, whose product is annotated as RIC3 acetylcholine receptor chaperone. The record is from RefSeq and is a predicted model, not a curated record. The transcript is spliced from 7 exons. Bases 22 to 1161 code for a protein of 379 amino acids. Gene Ontology annotation, biological process: synaptic transmission, cholinergic; protein localization to cell surface. Gene Ontology annotation, cellular component: neuron projection; neuronal cell body; intracellular membrane-bounded organelle. NCBI's taxonomy places the organism in Eukaryota, Metazoa, Chordata, Mammalia, Perissodactyla, Rhinocerotidae.
UUGGGGGGAGCCUGAGCGGCCAUGGCGUACUCGACGGUGCGGAGGGUGGUCGUGGCCUCGGGGCUGGUCCUGGCUGUGUCGCUGCUGCUGCCCAAGGCCUUCCUGUCCCGCGGAAAGCGGCAGGAGCCGCCGCCGGCGCCCGAAGGAAAGUUGGGUCGAUUUCCACCAAUGAUGCAUCAUCACCAGGCGCCCUCAGACGGCCAGACCCCUGGGGCUCAUUUCCAGAGGUCUCACCUUGCAGAGGCGUUUGCCAAGGCCAAAGGAUCAGGUGGCAGCCCUGGAGGAGGAGGUAGUGGAAGAAGCCUGAUGGGGCAGAUUAUUCCCAUCUAUGGUUUUGGGAUUUUUUUGUAUAUACUGUACAUUCUAUUUAAGCUCUCUAAGGGGAAGACUGCUGCAGAGGAUCGGAAAUGCUCCGCUGCCACUCCCGGGAACACUCACAGGAAAAUUACCAAUUUUGAGCUUGUUCAACUGCAAGAAAAACUGAAAGAGACAGAGGAAGCCAUGGAAAAAUUAAUCAACAGAGUGGGACCUAAUGGUGAAAGAGCACAGACUGUGACUUCUGACCAAGAAAAGCGGUUGCUGCAUCAGCUCCGAGAAAUCACCAGGGUCAUGAAAGAAGGAAAAUUCAUUGACAGACCCACUCCAGAGAAAGAAGCUGAGGAGGCCCCUUAUAUGGAGGACUGGGAAGGUUACCCUGAAGAGACUUAUCCAAUUUAUGACCUUUCAGAUUGCAUCAAGCGUAGGCAAGAAACAAUUCUGGUGGAUUACCCUGACCCAGAAGAGCCCUCUGCUGAAGAAAUAGCUGAAGGGAUGGGAAUGCUAGAAGCAGCAGCAGACCAUUUGGGGUGGGAAGUGCCCACUGACCCUGGAGCCCAGGAAGAUAAUUCUGUUACCUCAUGUGACCCAGAGCCAGAAACAUGUUCCUGCUGUUUUCCUGAAGAGGAGGAUCCUGCUGUCUUGGCAGAGAAUGCUGGAUUCAUUGCAGACAGUUACAGUGAGCAAGAGGAAGCCACCAAAGAAAUAUGGCCCCAAGACUCCAGAGAUGAAGGGAUGAGAGCACUCAGGGCAGAGGUCCGACUCUUUGUGCUAGGAGGAACAGAUGGUUUACCUGUGAGCAUACAUCAGCUUACACAUGAUGAGGACUUAAGGUUGCAACAGUGAAGAUUUCAGAGUCCAAGAUGCCUUAUUCUGUGGGCCUUGAGCAGGUUAGUGGUCCCCAGGGUUUAAGAAGAGAACAUUUUGUUUGUGGGAUGAUGGGGCCAGAGCAGGGUAAGAACUCUGCUGUCUGAGCUGAAGCCCCUUCCUCACGGCGAGGGCCUCUUUAGGAGCACUGAUGCGGCCUCAACAUCCGCUUUUCUCCAGAGUAGCAGAGACUCGGACUGACCUGAGAAUGAGCCCAGGGGCCUGUUGGGGCCUGUGUUGCUCUGAUACUGCCUGAAUCUCUAGCUUCCUUAUCCCUGUUCUGCCUAACAGAACUGCCAAAUGUAGAAGCACCUUUGUACCUCUGGUCUUCAGUGGCCAGAGGAAGCUUUAGAUAGAGACUUUAGUCUUUGUCCUGCAGGGCCGAGAUUUGAGCCUGCAGGAAAGCCUGCCCAAGGGUGGUGGUCCUGGUAUGAGAUGCUCCGAAGGCCAGAGAGCCAGUGACAAAGAGAGAACCCUUGCACUAUGGAGAAGUCCUUUCCUAGAAGCUGUUUCUGAAUGUUGUGUCCUCUGGGAAAUUUGUUCUCACAGCCACAAAUGGAAGCAGAAAUGAGAAGGACUGAGGUUGUAGACAAAGUGCCAGCCCAACGGAGAAGUUGCAGAGCGUCUCUUGUGGAGAACCAAUAUAGCAGUGCCCAGGGAAGAGACCAUUUGUUCUAUAUUCGGAUCUCUGGGUCCUUUGAGAGAGCUGGGGAAGCAGGAGGUAGAUUUGGACUGGGAGGAUUUUGACCGAACUAAAGGCCUAAUCUCUAAGCUGCCGUCUGUCAUGUGUCUUGAGACAGGAUGGCACCCAUGAAUUCCGUCUAGUAAGGAUGAGUGAACCCACAGUUUACAUGUACAACCUGAGAGUUUAAAGAGGACACAUUCCUGAGGACAUUCCCAGUCAUGAAAUGCGGAAGAUUUGAAAAUUAAGAAAUUAUGUAAAGGUAGAUAUAGCUUUUAGAAUCCCAUUGUGCUGGCAUGAGUAAGAUGUCAGGAAAAGAGUUUAAAUCACACGUAAGCAUAUAGACUCCCGGCAGAAGGUAUGGGAUCAUAGUAAGAUAAUGUGUCAGCUACUACUAGGCCUUUCUGGCUAGUUACUGAACUACAGGGAAAAAUCAUUGAAGGUGGAGUCUAUAGAAAGUAUAUUGCAUCUCUCUCUGUGUGGAACAUUUGAUUCACUUGUAAAGAAUGCAGCUUAAAAUGUACUGAAAACAGUCUAGAUGUAAUGUAAUGCUAAAGAUAAAAACAUAGGUGCUGUUUACGGUUUUGAUAAAUUAUUUUUUGUUAUUUCCCUUCAUUCACCAUGAGGGAUUGAUUUAUGAGGAGUCCUGCGUCCCUGGGUUAAAUUUCUUUUUUGCCUUAGGAUAUGGUUUCCUUAUUAGAGAUAGGUAUUUGUUUCCUUCUAGCUCAUUCAUUCAUUUAUUCAUUUAGCAGACACUGCUCAGAGCUAGGCAAUGGGAACAGUAGGCUUAAUUCUUCCCUUUAAAAAUGCAGUUUAAUGUGGGAGGCUUACCCAAUUCAUUUUUUUAAAUGACUGUAAAAGGGCUCAAGAUUGUGAAUUCUGCAGGCAAGGAAAUGCCAGUCAUGAUUCCAUCCUUGACUGUUCUAGCUAUAGAAUCUUGUCGGCUCCUUAGCCCUUCUGAGCCUUGGCUUUCUCAUCUCUAAAGCAGAGAGAGUAAAAGUCAGGUCUCACAGGGUGGUUAUGAGAAUUAAAUGAAAUCAUCAGUGCCUGUAAAACAGCAUUGGUCCUAUCUCAUACAUGAUAACCACUCAAUAAGUGGUGGCUAAGUUUUUUGUCCAAGGUUUUAUGCUAUAAUUGAGAGAUGGACCCAAAUCUAUAGGAGCACAAAGAAAGAGAUCAUUUUUGCCAAAAUACUUCCAAGAAACCUACAGAGGGGGUGGGUCUUGAGCAGGUUAAGAACUUCUCCAGGUGGGCAAUGAAGAGAAAGGAUUCUUGGCAGAAAGACUAGUAUUAGAGAAAGCAGCAGGGUAUGAAAGUAUAUGGUUGUUCAGCUAUUUUGACGAGGCUGGUAUAUAAGGUAUUGCAAAACAAGCUCUUUAUUUUGAAUGUUAAUCUUUGGGGGAAACUGGCUUAUGGAAAUAGUUCCUGCCAGAAGUACUAAGACCUCAUGAUGGCUUUUGCUGCCCCAGCUCUUGGUUGGUUUAUAUAGCAGGAAUAUAUUUAUGUAUUUAUAUUUUGAUGUACUUUUUGAUGUACUCUUCAAUCAUCAUUUCAGAUUAGAGUCCUUUUUGGAUUUUACAGAAUUAUUUUAUCCUUCAAGGAUAACAAUUAUGUGUUUAUGCAACCCAGGAUGACCAAAAUUGUGGGACUGGUUUUUUUGUGAUGCUUGCUGUCUCUUCCUUCAUGGUCUUCAUUUCUCAGAACUGGUCUGGGCUGUGAACUUGAUCAGUCCCCUGGCAUUGGGUCUGCAGUGACUUUUGGGCACUGUGGCAGAGCACAGAGUCAUAGCUCUGGGGCUUGAGAGUUGGCCUAGCAAACAACUGCAUCCCCUGAGAGCAUGCCUGGUAAAUCAGGUGGGUGAUCCAGCCAGGAGAUCCCCUUUCCUGGCCAUAACAGGAGCACAAGGACAGCACAUCGUGAGCUCCAGGACUAGUGAUGGGUGAGCUCCAGAAGUGAGGCCCAGGGAGGUGCGUUGAGGAGUGGAGGCAUAUUUGGCCUCUAGAAGAGAUGGCCUACGAGAACCACACUCUCUGCACCUUUUAUGGCUUGGGUGAGCAAACAACUUAUGGUCCAAACUGGGACACUUUGAAAAAAGGGAGCUUUGAUAAUACUUAUGCCAGGAUAAUAGAUGUAAACCAGGACUAUCCUGGACAUACAGUCACCCUAUCCAUGGCCGUUUAAAAGACUGUCCUUAAUCUGACCAUUAAACAACAGAAAUCUCUUUCCUUUUUAGUAAUACCCUGCACAAGCUAUUUCCCUCAGAGGCAGAGCCAAGGAGCUAGGCUAUAGUUCAGGCAGGAAAUGCUAUUGGCCACAUAAGAACUCCAAAUCUGGGGUAAUACAUAAACCAACCCUACUUAUGACCACACUCUUCAAUUCCCUAUUUACAUGCCAAAGAAAAAUCCAGUACUUCAGCUACCAAUAUUGAGGAAAAACAUGAACUGUCCAUGACUUUGCAUUGACCAUUUUUAUACAACUCUUUCUAAAAUAUACCUAACCUUUCCUAUUUUCUAAUCAAAGAAAACAGAACAAAUGUCUCCUUUUUCUUAGAUCAUUUGUUAACUUCUCUGAGCACCAAUUUCCUCAUUUUUGAAUUGAGAAUAAUACCCACCUUGCAGGGCUGUUAGGAUUAAACGAGAUACUGUUUAUAAUGAGUCUGUCCCAGGGUGUAGCGUAUGGUAGGUGCUCGUGACAGCAUCAUUGCUGUCAUCAAGUCCUGUGCUGCUGGGCAGUCAGUCACACUUGACACCCUCCAAGGCUGCCCUGACAGGGUUCCAUAGUCUCUGGGUGUUUUGACCUUGAGUUUUGACCUCUUCCCUCAGGAUCAGACCGUUAGCUUUCGUGUCUGCUUCUAGCCACAACUGCAGCUUCCCUUGCUCUUGGCUUCAGAUCUGACACAGGCUGAAAAGAAAAUCCCCAAGUAUGUCCAAGUUCUGUUUAAAUAGGUUAGGCUCUACGUAGGGCCAGAGGAAUGAAGUGGCUGGGUCUUCAUACUUCUACUACCUGGGCCUUCCUCACCUUUUUCAGCUCUGUGGCCCUGUUUUUGUUUCCAAGGGCCGGGCCCACGAGGGAUACUUAGGAACCAGCAGCCCGUUCUUCUAGUUGGCGCAGCUGACCCUGCAGAGGAGUGCUCAGACUUAAGUACCUGGUAUCCUUCCCAUUCUUCCAGCUCCUCCCAGCCUCCACGUGUGGUUCUGACCAUCCUUAGACGUCAAGAACAGGGCCAGAAGGAGGACUGUUGCUGCCCACGUCAUUGUUUGUAAACAAGCUAUGAUCCCCUUGUUACCACCACCCUCCUCCCCACCCUUGAGGCUCUUAGGACAGAAGGAAUGAAUGGUGUAGGAAAAAAACUUCUAGGUAAGAAAUGUGUGUUUUUCUCCUUUUAAAAGAAAGAAAACAUACACAGCAGUGUUGAAACAGUUCAAGUUUAAUUAGUUGAUAUAUGGUCUGUACUUAGACAAACACUAAGUUCUACAACAUACAUAAUGUCAACAUGGGAAAAUACCAACUUUGUCAUUGCACAUACGAGUAAAUAAAUACAUUUGCUCCAGAAUACCAAAGAGUUUAUUCAAAAAAGUCACUUAAUAAAAGCACAGUUUUGCAAGUUCGUCUAAAACUCCAGAUAAUUUCGAACAAAAAUAAAAUGUCUGACCACUCCAAAAUAGGAAAAGACAAUCUUGUGCAAAUAGACAUACACAUUCUAGGCAUUAUGAAAACUGGCUAAAUGUAUGCUCCCAGCAAGAUAAGUGUCACCCGUCCUGACCAAGUCCCCUUUG